AUGGUCAACUUCACGAUCGACGAGAUCCGGGCGCUUAUGGACAAGCCUACCAAUGUCCGUAACAUGUCCGUUAUUGCCCACGUCGAUCACGGCAAGUCUACCCUGACCGACUCUCUCUUGGCCAAGGCUGGUAUCAUUUCCACUGCCAAGGCUGGUGAAACUCGUGCGACGGAUACCAGAGCAGACGAGCAGGAGCGUGGUAUUACCAUCAAGUCUACCGCCAUCUCCCUGUAUGGUUCCCUCGAGGAUGACGAGGACCUCAAGGACAUUGUCGGCCAAAAGGUCGAUGGCAAGGGGUUCCUUAUCAACCUGAUUGACUCGCCCGGUCACGUCGAUUUCUCCUCCGAGGUUACUGCUGCCCUUCGUGUCACUGACGGUGCCCUUGUCGUCGUCGACACCGUCGAGGGUGUCUGUGUCCAGACCGAGACUGUGCUUCGUCAGGCGCUCGGUGAGCGUAUCAAGCCUGUCAUCAUUGUCAACAAGGUUGACCGUGCUCUUCUUGAGCUUCAGGUUUCCAAGGAGGACUUGUACCAGUCCUUCUCCCGUACCAUCGAGUCCGUCAACGUCAUCAUUUCCAUGUACCUUGACAAGGCCCUCGGUGAUGUCCAGGUUUACCCCGACAAGGGUACCGUUGCCUUCGGCUCCGGUCUCCACGGCUGGGCUUUCACUGUCCGCCAGUUUGCCAUCAGGUACGCCAAGAAGUUUGGCGUUGACCGCAACAAGAUGAUGGAGCGCCUCUGGGGCGAUAACUUCUUCAACCCCAAGACCAAGAAGUGGACCAAGAACGGCACCUUUGAGGGCAAGCAGCUCGAGCGUGCCUUCAACCAGUUCAUUUUGGACCCCAUCUUCAAGAUCUUCGACUCCGUCAUGAAGUCCAAGAAGGACGACAUCAACACCCUCCUCGAGAAGCUCCAGCUCAAGAUCUCCUCCGAGGACCGCGAGAAGGAGGGCAAGGCUCUCCUCAAGGUCAUCAUGAGGACUUUCCUCCCCGCUGCCGACUCCAUCCUUGAGAUGGCCCCCGAUGAUGAGGCCGCCAUUGCCAUCCGUGACUGCGAUCCCAAGGGUCCUCUCAUGCUUUACGUCUCCAAGAUGGUACCCACCUCCGAUAAGGGCCGUUUCUACGCCUUUGGUCGUGUCUUCGCCGGUACCGUCCGCUCCGGUCUCAAGGUCCGCAUCCAGGGCCCCAACUACACCCCCGGCAAGAAGGAGGAUCUCUUCAUCAAGGCCAUUCAGCGUACCGUCCUCAUGAUGGGCGGCAAGGUCGAGCCCAUUGAUGACAUGCCUGCUGGUAACAUUGUCGGUCUCGUCGGUAUUGAUCAGUUCCUUCUCAAGUCGGGUACCCUCACCACCAUCGACACCGCCCACAACUUGAAGGUCAAGAACGCUCAGGAUCUUCCCAAGCUUGUCGAAGGUCUCAAGCGUCUCUCCAAGUCGGACCCUUGCGUCUUGACUUUCACCAACGACUCUGGUGAGCACGUCGUCGCCGGUGCCGGUGAGCUUCACUUGGAGAUUUGCUUGAAGGAUCUCGAGGAGGACCACGCUUGCGUUCCCCUCAUCAUCUCCGACCCCGUCGUCCAGUACCGUGAGACGGUUCAGGGCAAGUCCAGCAUCACCGCCUUGUCCAAGUCCCCCAACAAGCACAACCGUAUCUACAUGGUUGCCGAGCCCCUCAGCGACGAGCUCUGCAAGGACAUUGAGGACGGCAAGGUGACUCCUCGUGACGAUCUCAAGGCCCGUGCCCGUCUCCUCGCCGACACCCACGGCUGGGAUGUCACCGAUGCCCGAAAGAUUUGGGCUUUCGGCCCCGACAUGAGCGGUGCCAACUUGCUCGUCGACCAGACCAAGGCCGUCCAGUACCUCCACGAAAUCAAGGAUUCCGAGCCCAUGCGUGGUAUCCGCUUCAACAUCAUGGAUGUUACCCUCCACGCCGAUGCCAUUCACCGUGGUGGUGGCCAGAUCAUCCCCACCACUCGUCGUGUCCUCUACGCCGCCACUCUUCUCGCCCAGCCCACCCUCAUGGAGCCCAUCUUCCUCGUCGAGAUCCAGGUGCCCGAAACCGCCAUGGGUGGUGUCUACGGUGUGCUCACCCGCCGUCGUGGCCACGUCUUCAACGAAGAGCAGCGCCCCGGUACUCCCCUCUUCACCAUCAAGGCCUACCUCCCCGUCAUGGAGUCCUUCGGCUUCAACGCCGAUCUCCGUCAGGCCACCUCUGGCCAGGCCUUCCCCAGUCCCAAGGUCGGUAUCGUCGUCCAGACGAUGCGUAAGCGCAAGGGUCUCAAGGUCGAAGUACCCGGUGUUGAGAACUACUACGACAAGUUGUAA
Molecule: messenger RNA, 2322 nt
Organism: Parascedosporium putredinis
Lineage: Eukaryota; Fungi; Ascomycota; Sordariomycetes; Microascales; Microascaceae
Source: the annotation of a GenBank genome assembly